CUUCUUUAAACACUCUUCUUUUUUUUAUUUGUACGGGGGGCCUGUCAAAUAUGUCACUUACACGUAAUUUAGUCGAUUUGUACAUGCUGGCUACUGCUGCGACCAAAGUGGGGUCUUCAGCUAUCGCCAGUCAAUCGUCGUCCCUUUGUCUUCAUGUCAAGACUUCCAGUUUACUUAAUCCUACAUCCAUGCAUCAUGACCACCAUGAACAAGCUAUCGAAGUCCCCUUUCCUGACUUUGUCGAGCAAACGGUCGAAGUGACGUCUCAAGAACGUGUAGAAACCACCGUUGUCGAACACACGGUAGUCAAGGAGGAACCCCUUACGGAACAGUUGGACACGAAGCACAGUACGAUAAUAGCAGUGGAAAAGAAGGAACCCUCUGUGGACAUAAAGCAUAGCGCGACAAUUGAAAAGCAAGAAACACGUAAAGUAGAAUCGAGCAUGGACAGACAGGAGGAAACUCGGGUGGAUCCUGUCGUCAAAGAUAUUUUAAAGGACGUCGAAAAGAAGCGAGUGUUAAAGGAAUCGCAUAUUCCUACCUCACGAUUUGGUAGACUUUGGAAUUAUGGUACACUUGCUACAGGAAUGGGUAUGGGAGCGAUUAAUGAGUCCUUGAAACGAGCUACGGGUUUAUCGCAAGACACCUCAGGAUCGGUCAUGUUGAGCGAGAAUAAUGUGAAUCGAUUGGUGGAUAAACUUUCGCGUAUGCGAGGAGCAGCACUCAAGAUGGGACAAAUGUUGAGUAUUCAAGGUAUUCAAGCGUCUGGGGAGAAAAGUGGAUUACCACCUCAAUUAGAAGAGAUUUUAUUACGUGUGCAUGAUAGUGCAAAUUAUAUGCCUCAAAAGCAAAUGGAAAAAGUGAUGGCAAAGGAAUUAGGCACAGAGUGGCGAUCUCAAUUUAAAGAAUUUGACCCUAUUCCUAUUGCUGCUGCUUCCAUUGGUCAAGUGCAUGCAGCCACUUUAGCUUCGACUGGUGAAUCUGUGGUGAUCAAAAUUCAAUAUCCCGGUGUGGCCGAAUCCAUUGAUAGUGAUCUCAGUAAUUUAAAAGCAUUAGUGACAUUUAGUAAUUUAUUACCUCGUGGAUUGUAUCUGGAUAAUACGAUUAAGGUGACAAAAGAAGAACUAGCAUGGGAAUGUGAUUAUAUUCGUGAAGCGAAUAAUGCGAUUCGAUUCAAACACUUAUUAGAAGGUGAUGCACGAUACAAGGUACCCAGUGUAGUACAAGAUUUAUGUACAAAACGUGUACUGGUGAGUGAAAGAUUACAGGGUCGUGUUCUGAGUAAAGCGGUAGAGGAACCACAGGCGGUACGAGAUGACUUGGGAGAACAUUUAUUACGAUUAUGUUUACGUGAAGUGUUCUCGUUCCGAUUUAUGCAGACAGAUCCCAACUGGAGUAACUUCUUUUAUAAUCAGAGUCAAGUGGAAUUAUUAGAUUUUGGAGCUUGUCGUGAGUAUUCAGAAUCGUUCUUACAACAGUAUGGUCGUAUCUUGAUGUCUGCAGCACGUGAUGAUCGUGAAGGCGUGUGGCAAUAUUCCAAAGAGCUGGGAUUUGUGACGGGUUAUGAAACACAAGUGAUGCGAGAUGCUCAUAUUGACAGUGUGAUGGUCUUGGGUUCUCCUUUCUCCAAAAACGCACCAGAUAUCUAUGACUUUCAACAUCAAACGAUUACUCAACGUGUACGUGAAACUAUCCCUGUGAUGUUGCGUCAUCGUUUAACCCCUCCACCUGAUGAAACGUAUGGUCUCCACAAAAAGUUAUCUGGUGCUUUCCUUCUCUGUACUAAACUUGGAAGUCGAUUUGAUACCAAGGCUGUUUGGAGAGAAGAAGUCGAAAGUAAAUUUAAGCUGUAAAUUGGAAAAAAAAUAAAAUAGUCACACUCGCGUUUUUUUUUUUUUUUUCUUUCUUUUCUUUUCUCUGUUUUCUUAUUUUAUUGUUU
Molecule: messenger RNA, 1939 nt
Organism: Mucor mucedo
Lineage: Eukaryota; Fungi; Mucoromycota; Mucoromycetes; Mucorales; Mucoraceae
Product: ABC1 family-domain-containing protein
Exons: 2
Coding region: 51-1853 (600 amino acids)
Biological process (GO): ubiquinone biosynthetic process
Cellular component (GO): extrinsic component of mitochondrial inner membrane
Molecular function (GO): kinase activity
Source: RefSeq, a predicted model, not a curated record